GGCGGGAGGCUGGCGGGCGGGCGGGCGGCUGGCAGUGGAGCCGUCGGCGGCGGGUGGCCGGCCGAGCGCGUGCCGGGUGGAAGAAAACGAGGGGCGGCGGCGAUGCUUUCUCCUCCGUGAGACGCGCCGAAGAGGCCGCGGCGCUCGAGGCCCCAGGAAGCGCGGAGGAGCUGCGGGCUGGGGUCGGUGGCCGCGGGCGCCCGCCGGGCCAUGGUGGCUGCGGGCGGUGGUUGGCGCGGCGGCGCUGCGGCCCGGAGCAGCGCGGGGCCGGGGGAGUCGCGGCGCUGACGCCCGCGGGGCCCAGCAGCAGACAUGAAGCGGAGUCGCUGCCGCGACCGACCCCAGCCGCCGCCGCCGCUGCCGCCGGCCGCCCGCGGGGAGGAUGGGGCUCAGCGGGCGGCGGAGCUGCCCCAGCCCCUGCCCCAGCGCCGGCGAGCGCCGUCCGGGAGGCAGCGACUGGAGGAGCGGACCGGGCCCGCGGGGCCCGAGGUCAAGGAGCAGGAUGUGAUACCUGGACUUAGUCCCCUGCUCUUCAGGAAGCUCAGUAAUCCUGACAUAUUUUCAUCCACUGGAAAAGCCAAACUUCAGCGACAACUUAGUCAGGAUGACUGUAAGUUAUGGAGAGGAAGCCUGGCCAGUUCUUUGUCAGGUAAGCAGCUGCUUCCCUUGUCCAGCAGCGUACAUAGCAGUGUGGGACAGAUGACUUGGCAGUCUUCAGGAGAAGCAUCAAACCUGGUUCGAAUGAGGAACCAGUCCCUUGGACAGUCUGCGCCUUCUCUUACUGCUGGCUUGAAGGAGUUGAGCCUUCCAAGAAGAGGAAGCUUAAUCUCUACUCUUUGCCGAGGAUCUGAAGUAAACCAGCACAUGUAUUCACCCACAUCGGCUCCAGCCCUGUCCCUCAUUAAAGUCCCAUAUAGUGCUGACUGUGCCCUGGCUGCUGCUCCUCUUGCUUUUUUCCUGAACCCACAAGCCCAUAGCAGCCCUGGCAGUCCCUGUUCCAGCCGCCCACUGCAGUGGAGUUGUCGGACAAGUAACCGUAAGAGUUUGAUUGUGACCUCUAGCACGUCACCUACACUACCACGGCCGCACUCACCACUCCAUGGCCACACAGGUAACAGUCCUUUGGACAGCCCCCGGAAUUUCUCUCCAAAUGCACCCGCCCACUUUUCCUUUGUUCCAGCCCGUAGCCAUGGCCACAGAGCAGACAGGACCGAUGGGCGGCGCUGGUCUUUGGCCUCUUUACCUUCUUCCGGCUAUGGAACCAACACUCCCAGCUCUACUGUCUCAUCAUCAUGCUCCUCGCAGGAGAAGCUACACCAGUUGCCCUUCCAGCCCACAGCUGAUGAGCUGCACUUUUUGACAAAGCAUUUCAGCACAGAGAGUGUGCCAGACGAGGAGGGACGGCAGUCCCCAGCCAUGCGACCCCGCUCCCGCAGCCUCAGUCCUGGACGGUCCCCAGUUUCCUUUGACAGUGAAAUAAUAAUGAUGAAUCAUGUAUACAAAGAAAGAUUCCCCAAGGCCACAGCACAAAUGGAAGAGCGCCUAGCAGAGUUCAUUUCCUCCAACGCUCCAGACAGCGUGUUGCCCUUGGCAGAUGGAGCCCUGAGCUUUAUUCAUCAUCAAGUGAUAGAGAUGGCCAGAGACUGCCUGGAUAAAUCUCGGAGUGGCCUCAUUACAUCGCAGUACUUCUACGAACUUCAAGAGAGUUUAGAGAAACUUCUGCAAGAUGCUCAUGAGCGCUCAGAGAGUUCAGAGGUGGCGUUUGUGAUGCAGCUGGUGAAAAAACUGAUGAUUGUCAUUGCCCGCCCGGCUCGUCUUCUGGAAUGCCUGGAGUUUGACCCUGAAGAGUUCUACCACCUGUUAGAAGCAGCUGAGGGCCACGCCAAAGUGGGACAAGGGAUUAAAUGUGACAUUCCCCGCUACAUCAUUAGCCAGCUGGGCCUCACACGGGAUCCCCUUGAGGAAAUGGCCCAGUUGAGCAGCUAUGACAGUCCUGAUACCCCGGAGACGGAUGAUUCGGUUGAGGGCCGAGGGGCAUCUCGGACAUCUAAAAAGACACCCUGUGAAGAGGACUUCGAAACCAUUAAGCUCAUCAGCAAUGGCGCCUAUGGGGCCGUGUUUCUGGUGCGGCACAAGUCUGCCCGGCAGCGCUUCGCCAUGAAGAAGAUCAACAAGCAGAACCUGAUCUUGCGGAACCAGAUCCAGCAGGCCUUUGUGGAGCGUGACAUCCUGACUUUUGCUGAGAACCCCUUUGUGGUCAGCAUGUUCUGCUCCUUUGAGACCAAGCGCCACCUCUGCAUGGUGAUGGAGUAUGUUGAAGGGGGAGACUGUGCCACUCUGCUGAAGAACAUCGGGGCCCUGCCUGUGGACAUGGCGCGUCUGUACUUUGCGGAAACUGUGCUAGCCCUGGAGUACUUGCACAACUAUGGCAUCGUGCACCGGGACCUCAAGCCUGACAACCUCCUGAUCACAUCCAUGGGGCACAUCAAGCUCACUGACUUUGGCCUUUCUAAAAUUGGCCUCAUGAGCCUGACAACAAACUUGUACGAGGGCCACAUUGAAAAGGAUGCCCGGGAGUUCCUGGACAAGCAGGUAUGCGGGACCCCGGAGUACAUUGCACCUGAGGUGAUCCUGCGUCAGGGCUAUGGGAAGCCAGUGGACUGGUGGGCCAUGGGUGUAAUCCUGUAUGAGUUCCUGGUGGGUUGCGUCCCUUUCUUUGGAGACACUCCGGAGGAGCUCUUUGGGCAAGUGAUCAGUGAUGAGAUUGUGUGGCCUGGGGGGGACGACGCGUUGCCUCCAGACGCUCAGGACCUCACCUCUAAACUGCUCCAUCAGAACCCUCUGGAGAGACUGGGUACAGGCAGUGCCUGUGAGGUGAAGCAGCACCCGUUCUUUACCGGUCUGGACUGGACCGGACUUCUUCGCCAGAAGGCUGAAUUUAUUCCUCAACUGGAGUCAGAGGAUGACACCAGCUACUUUGACACCCGCUCAGAUCGCUACCACCACUUGGACUCGGAGGACGAGGAGGAAGUGAGUGAAGACGGCUGCCUUGAGAUCCGCCAGUUCUCUUCCUGCUCUCCCAGAUUCAGCAAGGUGUACAGUAGCAUGGAGCGGCUGUCACUGCUCGAGGAGCGCCGGACACCACCCCCCACCAAGCGCAGCCUGAGCGAGGAGAAGGAAGACCGCUCGGAUGGCCUGGCAGGGCUGAAGGGUCGGGACCGGAGCUGGGUGAUUGGCUCCCCUGAGAUCUUACGGAAGCGGCUGUCGGUGUCUGAGUCAUCCCACACGGAAAGCGACUCCAGCCCUCCGCUGACAGUGCGACGUCGCUGCUCGGGCCUCCUUGAUGUGCCUCGCUUUGCUGAGAGCCCUGAGGAGGCUACCGGCACCCCCAGGAAGCAGCAGCAGGAGGGUGUGUGGUUUCUAACACCCCUGUCUGGAGAAGGGGCACCUGGGCCUAUUCCUGAACGGCCCGUGGAGCAGCAGCUGAAGCUGGACGGGGAUCCUGGUGGCCAGAGCGGUGGCUCUAGUCCAGCCAUGGAGACUCGGGGCCGUGGGACCCCACAGCUGGCCGAGGGAGCCACAGCCAAGGCCAUCAGUGACCUGGCAGUGCGCAGGGCGCGCCACCGGCUACUCUCUGGGGACUCCAUAGAAAAGCGCACAGCCCGCCCCAUCAACAAAGUGAUCAAGUCUGCCUCGGCCACAGCCCUGUCCCUCCUCAUUCCUGCAGAACACCACAGCUGCUCUCCACUGGCCAGCCCCAUGUCCCCACAUUCCCAGUCAUCCAACCCGUCAUCCAGGGACUCUUCUCCAAGCAGGGACUUCUUGCCAGCCCUCAGCAACUCCAGGACCCCCAUCAUCAUCCACCGAGCUGGCAAGAAGUACGGCUUCACCCUGCGGGCCAUCCGCGUCUACAUGGGCGACUCAGACGUCUACACUGUGCACCACAUGGUGUGGCACGUGGAGGACGGAGGUCCAGCCAGUGAGGCAGGGCUUCGUCAGGGCGACCUCAUCACUCACGUCAAUGGGGAGCCUGUGCAUGGGCUGGUGCACACAGAGGUGGUGGAGCUGAUCCUGAAGAGUGGAAACAAGUUGUCCAUUUCAACAACGCCCCUGGAGAACACAUCCAUCAAAGUGGGGCCAGCUCGGAAGGGCAGCUACAAGGCCAAGAUGGCCCGAAGGAGCAAGUGGAGUCGGGGCAAAGAUGGGCAAGAAAGCAGAAAAAGGAGCUCUCUGUUCCGGAAGAUCACCAAGCAGGCAACCCUGCUCCACACCAGCCGCAGCCUCUCUUCCCUUAACCGCUCCUUGUCAUCAGGGGAGAGCGGGCCGGGCUCUCCCACACACAGCCACAGCCUUUCCCCCCGAUCUCCCACUCAGGGCUACCGGGUGACCCCUGACGCUGUGCAUUCAGUGGGAGGGAAUUCAUCACAGAGCAGCUCCCCCAGCUCCAGUGUGCCCAGCUCUCCAGCCGGCUCUGGGCACACACGGCCCAGCUCCCUGCACGGUCUGGCACCCAAGUUGCAACGGCAGUACCGCUCUCCACGGCGCAAGUCAGCAGGCAGCAUCCCACUGUCACCGCUGGCCCACACCCCUUCACCACCACCAGCGGCCUCACCCCAACGCUCCCCAUCGCCCCUGUCUGGCCACGGAACCCAGGCCCUCCCCACCAAGCUUCACCUGUCGCCUCCCCUGGGCAGGCAACUGUCACGGCCCAAGGGUGCGGAGCCUCCCCGCUCACCACUACUUAAGAGGGUGCAGUCAGCUGAGAAACUGGGGGCUGCACUUGCUGCUUCUGAGAAGAAGCUAGCCACUUCUCGAAAGCAUAGCCUUGACCUGCCCCACCCUGAGCUAAAGAAGGAACUGCCACCCAGGGAAGUCAGUCCUCUGGAGGUAGUUGGGACCAGGAGUAUGCUGUCUGGGAAGGGAGCACUGCCAGGGAAGGGGGUGCUGCAGCCUGCUUCCUCACGAGCUCUAGGCACCCUCCGACAGGACCGAGCUGAGCGGCGAGAGUCACUGCAGAAGCAGGAAGCCAUCCGUGAGGUUGAUUCUUCAGAGGAUGACACUGACGAGGGGCCUGAGAACACCCAAGGUGUACAGGAGUCAAGCGUGGUACCUAACCCAGAAGUGGGCCAGGAUCUACCCCUCAGAGAAGCAGGAGAGGGUGAGGAAGAAGAUGCCCUCUUGCCUAAGGACCCCAGAAUGGAAAGCCCUGGUGUCCCCCAGAGGAGGCUUGGCAUCCCACAAGUCUUUGAGGAGGCAGCCAGUUCCUUGUCACUAGCGCCCAGCCUGGGUAGGGCUGGACCCACAGACCCCACUCCCCCUGAAAGCUGCUUGAAAGCCCAGCCCCUCCACACCCAGGCACUAACAGCACUUUGUCCCAGCUCGUCAGGGCCCACCCUAACCAGUGGCCCCACUGUCUGCUCCACCUCAGGAGAGCCAGGCCCUUGGUCCUGGAAAUUCCUUAUGGAGGGCUCAGAGGAGGCAUCCUCAAGCAGAAAGGCAACAAUGGAAGGCGGGCUGGUCAGCUCCCAGGAUUUGGAAACCACAACUCCAGCCCACCCUGAGAACCUGUCUCCUAGGCUGGAGGGGAAGUCUUGGCCACCCAGCGCCCCUCGGCUAGCCCACCAACCUUGUGAGCUUCGUAGCCAAAGCUGGCUGUGGGAGCCUGAGUGCACACAGACAGAGAAAGGGGAGCCAGCCCUGGGCAUCACCAAAGUGCCUGAUGCCUCAGGUGACAGGAGGCAGAACAUUCCAUGCAGAAGUUGCCCCCUCACCCAGGAGCCUGGGCGCAGCCUGCUCCGGAGGGGCCGAGACCCAGGAGGCCCUCAAAAGCAUCAGGACUUGGUGCUGGCACCCGAUGAGCUUUUAAAGCAAACAUAGCGGCUGUCUGGCAUUUCUUGCCUUCAGACCUGUGUAAUACAUGCUCUUGGAAACCA
This is a messenger RNA of Phyllostomus hastatus (greater spear-nosed bat), 5933 nucleotides long. It is a transcript of the gene MAST2, whose product is annotated as microtubule associated serine/threonine kinase 2. Gene Ontology annotation, biological process: intracellular signal transduction; peptidyl-serine phosphorylation. The record is from RefSeq and is a predicted model, not a curated record. The transcript is spliced from 31 exons. Gene Ontology annotation, molecular function: microtubule binding; ATP binding; protein serine/threonine kinase activity. The coding region runs from base 313 to 5877 and encodes 1854 amino acids. Gene Ontology annotation, cellular component: microtubule cytoskeleton. NCBI's taxonomy places the organism in Eukaryota, Metazoa, Chordata, Mammalia, Chiroptera, Phyllostomidae.